This is a messenger RNA of Aureobasidium pullulans EXF-150, 749 nucleotides long. RefSeq lists its product as uncharacterized. Gene Ontology annotation, molecular function: carbon-sulfur lyase activity. The record is from RefSeq and is a predicted model, not a curated record. Bases 86 to 496 code for a protein of 136 amino acids. NCBI's taxonomy places the organism in Eukaryota, Fungi, Ascomycota, Dothideomycetes, Dothideales, Saccotheciaceae. The transcript is spliced from 2 exons.
AUGAAGAGCUUAGAACAAUUCAAUUGAAACAGAUUUUAUCGCGUUCUUUUUCGAAGUCCAAUAUCACUACGAUAAGUCAAACACAAUGGUCAACGGAAGCUGUCUUUGCGGUGAUGUCAAGUUCGAGUACCAAGGCGAGCCAGCAAUGAAGGCUGCCUGCCACUGCCUUCCUUGUCGCAAGACCUCUGGCACCACAAACUCUUACAACUUGAUGAUUCCAUCCGACAAGUACAAGAUCCUCUCGGGUUCAUUGAAGUCAUUCACGAGGAAGGGUGAUAGCGGCAAGAACGUCACAUACAACUCGUGCCAAAACUGCCCCACCGUCCUCUACGUACAAGCAGAGGCUCUUGAAGGCCUGAACAUCGUCAAGGCUGGAACUGUGGAUGAUGAGGAUGUCUUUAACAACCUCGGAAAACCCAAGGCCGAAAUCUACACCAAGAACCGUCCGUCGUGGUGCGAUGCUAUUCCUGGCGCCGAGCAGAAGGAGACUUCUUAGGUGAUGACUUGGAGGAGCUUACGUUGGACAGAGCGAAGCGUUGUGCUUCACCUGAUUUUGGACAUCUUGGAAUGGAACAAUUUUGGAGCUAAGUAGAGUAUUGACCGAAUCAGACCAAAUUCCCAGUGUAUGAGGAGAACAGUGUAUCCCACGUCUUGGACGGAUUUCAACCAUCCUGGGGGCGGAUUGAAUGGAGCUUCUUUGGAUCGAAUAACUUCGAAGUCUUCGCAUGUAUGAGACCACAGCGCGUGUG